UGUUGUUGUAUGCCGGGGGCUAAUAAGACACUUCGAGCAUUGGUAGCCUUUCUGUCUCAAGCAUUUUUUUUUGCAAGCCUAAUUCGUCAGCGCACAGUUUGACUUGUCUCGUCGACCCAUCCGCGCGCCGCUCCGGCAACAUCCCCCGCAGGCUUUGUUCUUCGAUGGCGGUGCCAGCGUUCGAUGAAUCUUGGCUCCAAGACCCAAUAUUGGCGGGUGGCGUGGCACCACCAUGCGUGCCACCGACGUUCGGCGUAAUGUAUUCUCGCAAGCCAAUGUACGAGCCAAUGUACUCUCGUAAGGUUGGCGUCGUGAGGGCCCGCACACCGCAUCCCGAGGACCUGGGCGGCCUGCCGCGCGCUGGAGUGGCGUCCGUGGAGCCAACCGAUUCGCGCACCCCUGCCGGCGCAGAGUGGGGCGGCCCGGAGCGCGCGAUGGGGGCGCUCGCGGAGCCGGAUGCCUCGUGCAGCCCUGACAGUGCUUGUGCAGAUUCGCCCGGGGCAGGCUGGGACGCGUCCCAGGCCUUGAGAGGUGCGAUCGGGGCAGUGGUGGUGAUUGCGCGCCGGAAGCUGAGCGGCGAGGUCUCUGCUCAGAAGUUCUCAGAGAUCACCACGGAGACCACGCCAGUGGCGCCGGCCUCGCCACCACGGCGCACGUUCAAAUUCAGGGCUCGGUCGUAUGUGCGCAGCAAGAAGACCAGCUGCGCAACAGAGCCAGUGGUGCAUGGCUGAUUUUUGCUUCACGCCCCAGAGGAGAACGCGUUGCCGCGGUGCAGAAGCCAUUCGAUCUUGGGAUAAUGAGGGGGUCGUUUUGCCAGCAGGUGCCCACAGUAAAGGGUAGGUCGAGCGAGACAUUUUAGCGGAACCUGCCAUUAGGCUGGACAGGCCCUGGCCGCACUCGGACGCUCGUCCUGUGCUGGUUCAGCCCUGGAUGGUUGGGGUUGAGGGGAGGCAGCAGGGGACGUCCAAGAAUGCACCUUCCCUGACGACAGUUUUUCAAUGCUACUGUCUGAUUUUGAAGCAGCAAGCCGUCGGGUCCGUGGGCUCGGUAGUUCGGCCGCGUGUGAGACACUCGUCCCUGCGGUCGACCAAAUCUAGGGAUCGACUGGCGUGCUUGGCCGAGGGCGGAUGGCGAGCAGAUGUGGAAUUGCAGGGGCUGGUCUCAGUCUAGAGACUUCAGCGCGCCGCGGGCGUCGUUGGACCUUUUGCCUGGGCUUGCGAGACCGAGACUUUGCGACCACGAGUUUCACGCCUGGGUUGCCUGCCCAGAAUGCUGGAAAGCGAUUUCCCAGGUCUUCCAGGGAUUUUCCACAUUCCAGCAGUCGUCAGCCAGGCAAGGAUGCCCGCCUACCUUUCAGUAUGAGGGGGGGAGGGGGCUGGGAGGAUUCGAGGAUGAGGAGGGUGUGAUAUUCGGAGGGUGGCGUGCUGUCCGGCAGGAUGGCUUGCUUAGAUUUUUGUUCGUUAUCCCUCUCCAUCUCCAUCUCCCCCUCGUUUUUUUUUUUUGUUGUUCUCUCUCUCUCUCUCUUUCUCUUUCUCUUCCUUCCUCCCCUUCUUCCCAUCUUUCCCUGCUGUUAGCAGGGGACGCGUGAGAGGAGCGAGCGACUCAACGACAUUUGCACUUGUGCGUUUUAGAUUUUUCAUCCUCUUCUGUGCCAUAGUCAGGGGGCGGGCACGAGCGCAGUGAGCGCAGUGGCCAGUGCAAACAGAGGGGCAUCAUGUUCUACCUGUGCAGAGCCUGGCACGUGCAAGCAUCGGUUUCUUUAUUUCGCGCACCACGCUGGGUAGCAAAACCCGCACGAACGCGCUGAGUACGCUGCAUCUCAACGUUGCUCGCAGGGCGCGGUUGCACCGCUUUGAAAUCGCCGUGCAACAGAAAAACACCGUUCUUCCUCCUGUGUGUUGACAAUGGCCAGGCGUCGCGUGCAGUUGCCGUCCCAACUGGUAGCGCGCUGGUUCGUUGCUUGCUGGCCUGGACGGCACAGCGCUGCACAGCGGAGCAUCGGCCCACCCCUCUCGACUGGGGUUGGGGAUCAGCCUUAGACCUGUUCUCGCGUGCCCGUGAUACGAGCGGCAUGCGCGCCCGCCAACCAGACCACUAGCAGACCAGGCGGCCAGGUCCGAGGGAAUUCGCACAAGCAUUAUGUGUGGCGACUGUUCAAGGGGGCAUGGGAGGCCGUCACGUGUGACACCUCGUGUAUCCAGGCUUGGGAAAGCCGUG
This is a messenger RNA of Prorocentrum cordatum, 2217 nucleotides long. The record is from the annotation of a GenBank genome assembly. NCBI's taxonomy places the organism in Eukaryota, Dinophyceae, Prorocentrales, Prorocentraceae.